Messenger RNA from Epithele typhae, 1809 nucleotides. Its product is annotated as Noc2-domain-containing protein. The transcript is spliced from 16 exons. Gene Ontology annotation, cellular component: nucleoplasm; Noc1p-Noc2p complex; Noc2p-Noc3p complex. Lineage: Eukaryota; Fungi; Basidiomycota; Agaricomycetes; Polyporales; Epitheliaceae. The record is from RefSeq and is a predicted model, not a curated record. The coding region runs from base 1 to 1809 and encodes 602 amino acids. Gene Ontology annotation, biological process: ribosomal large subunit biogenesis.
AUGGGGAAGAAACCCCGGCAGGCGGGCAAGGGCAAGGGCAAAGCCGCGGCGCACGAUUCUGAGCAGAGCGACGAGGAUGAUGAGGGAUUUAAGGGAAUGUCUGGAGGCAGCGAGGAUGAGGGUGAAGGGUACGAGUGCUUCUUGUCCAUUGCAUGCUCCGGCGAGGGGGCAAUAGACGAAGGCGAAGAUGGCGAAGAAGACGCGGAUUCAGAAGGCAUCGACGACAACGCGUCUUUUGCAGACAUUGAUGACCUUGACGAGGAGGGAGCGGGGCAUCUGAUGGAGCUCUCAAAACUUGCGGAGAAGGACCCUGAGUUCUACAAGUACCUCCAGGAGAAUGAUCAGGAACUGUUAAAUUUCAAUCCGAACGACGGUCCUGCGCAAGAUGAGGACGAGGCAGAGUACGAAUAUGCCAUGGAGGAAGACACAACGCCCGUCCUCACGAAGGAGAUCCUGCAGCGGUGGCAGAAAGCACUACUUGAUCAUCGUUCUCUCAAGGCACUUCGGAAAUUGCUGAUCGCCUUCCAGGACCAGGUUCUCGCGUGGAGAAUUGACCGCUCUUCAGUAUACAACAAGCUGAUUACGACCGCCUUGCGAUACACGCCUAUUGUGCUUGAACACCAUUCCUCCACCCAAACUACGAAGUGGAAAACACUGCAGAAGCUGAUCACUUCUUACUUCCUGAACGUUCUACAUUUCGUUGGACAAGUCUCCGACAAUGAUAUGCUUCCUGUGCCAUACAUUACGGGGACGCGUAAGACGAUCAAGCUAUACCUCAAAACGUGUUUGGAUUACUGGGCCACCGCGGAGGACACUGUUCGGAUAUCUGCUUUCCUCUCUGUUCGGAGGUUGGCGGCGGCCACGGACGAAUCGGUCAUGGACACUGUUUUGAAGAACACGUACAUGACGCUACUCCGUUCAUGUAAAUCGACGAGCGCGCACACACUCCCGUCCAUCAAUCUGAUGAAAAACUCGGCGAGCGAACUCUUCUGUGUCGAUCAUACCACGGCCUACCAGCAUGCCUUCGGGUAUAUCCGACAGCUUGCUAUUCACCUCCGAAAUAGCAUGAAAACGAAGACGAAGGAGGCGUACAAGUUGGUGUACAAUUGGCAGUACGCACACUGUGUGGACUUCUGGUCAAUUGUGAUCGCGCGUGCGUGCGACAAGCAAACCAUUAUCGACCGUGGAGGUCAAGAAAGUGAACUUCGGGCGUUGAUCUACCCCCUUGUUCAAACUCAUCCGCAACGCUCGCUCGUUCCCUUCCACUUGCAAGUCGUGCGUUCGAUGCUGCAUCUCACUCGGCAUACGAACGUCUACGUCCCGCUUGCACCCUACCUCCUUCCCGUCCUUACCUUUACUCUCUCUGCCACCUCAAAACCGAAGUCUUCCACCCUUCGCCUCUCGACUUCGAGACCAACAUCCGCGCCCCUCAACAUACCUCGCCUCGCCCCUGUGCACGGCUCUAUCGGCUUCCCCGAGGUGACCGUCCCGAUCGUCCUGCUGCUCCGGAAGGUCGUCAAAGGCGCCAAGGCCGCCCCCAAGGGGGGCAAGGGCAAGGAGGCCGCCCUCGCGAAGACCCUCGUCGAACGUAUCGAGGAGAGCGCGCGCUGGGCGGAGCAGAAGCGUAAGGGCGUUGCGUUCGCCCCGGGGCGCAUGGUCGAGGUCGAGCGCUGGGAGGCAGACGUCGCCGCAAAGCCGGAGGACACGCCGCUGGGGCGGUACGUGCGCGUGCAGCGCAAGGCCCGGGAGAAGCGGCGUACGCUCGUCGAGAAGGCUCGUGAGGGCGACCAUGAGAUCCUGGAGGACUGA